GGCAGUUUAGUGGACUACCUGCGCUCCAGAGGAAGGACCGUGCUCGGGGGAGACUGCUUACUCAAGUUCUCUCUUGAUGUGUGUGAGGCCAUGGAGUAUCUGGAGAACAACAACUUCGUGCACAGAGACCUGGCGGCUCGAAACGUUCUGGUUUCUGACGACAACAUCGCUAAAGUCAGCGACUUCGGCCUCACCAAGGAGGCGUCGUCCAUCCAGGACACCGGAAAGCUGCCCGUCAAGUGGACCUCCCCCGAAGCCAUCAGGGAGAAGAGGUUUUCCACCAAGUCUGACGUCUGGAGUUACGGGAUCUUACUUUGGGAGAUUUACUCCUUUGGGCGCGUGCCUUACCCCAGAAUUCCUCUGAAGGAGGUGGUGCCCCGGGUGGAGAAGGGAUACAAAAUGGACGCCCCUGACGGCUGCCCCCCGGUGGUCUACGACCUGAUGAAGCAGUGCUGGACCCUGGACUCUGUGGUGCGGCCAUCUUUCCACAUGCUGAGGGACAAACUGCAGCACAUCAGAGCCAAGGAGCUGUACCUGUGAGGGGGGGGGGGGACAAGAAGAAUAUACACAGUUACCAUCAUAGACUUAUGUGGAAAAUUGGACAAUUUGGACAAUUUUUAAGUGGUUUUGCGAGUUAUUGAGGACAGGAGCUCUACUAGCCACUUUGUGAACCCGGAAAUGUUAAGUACCCCAAAGUUUCACCUUAGGGUCUCCAGCACACAGAAACUGCCGGAUGCUAACCUGCAUAUGUUGGGCAAUUAGCAUCAUAGACUUAUGUGGAACAAUUGAACUAUUUUGGAGUGGUUUUGGAGGUUAUUGUGGAUGCUGAAGAGGAGGAAGAAGAGGAGGAGGAGGAAGAGGAAGAAGAAGCGGGACCACAACAUCUUCCCCCCCCCCUGACCUCCGCCCACGAGGACUGUUUCCUGUUUGUGUCGUUAAGCUCCUCCCUCUUUAUAGUCUACUUGCCAGCCGUGUGAACUCGGAGAUGUUGAGUACCCCAAAGUGUUAUGUUAGAAAUGUAGAGUAGGGGUCUCCAGCACAUAGAAGCUACGUUUAGAGUACAAAGGCCCCUUUCUGGUUGACAUUGUAGACCCCUCAAUAACCCUCAAAACCACAGAUUAAUGACCAAAUCUGUAAAACCAUUUUCUAACUAUAGUCCACAUUAAGUUCUAAUCGAUGCUAAUUCACACACUUCAUGCUAAUGGUGCAAACUGCAGGUUAGCAUCCGGUAGUUUCUAUGAGCUGGGGACCCUCCUAAACGUUUAUAUCAUUAAGCUUUGGGGUCUUCAACAUCUCCAGGUUCAGGACUCGAUGACCUGGAAACAAACCGUUACCUGCCGUCUCUCUUUGGGUCCAAGUUUGUCCUCCGCCUCUUUUCGUUCCUCCUCUCCUGAACUCGGCAUUAUACCUGGAGAGGCUGGGCCUUUUCCUCCACGUUUGUCAGGUGCUCUUCCUCCUCCCCUCAUCUUCAUCAUCAUUCCUGGAUCUCUGCAUGAAUCCUUCCCCCAGGUUUGUGUCAGAUGUGGGGCUUUAAAUCUGAGAAAAGUGCCUCCAGUCUCCAGAGCUCCAGGAUCUGCUCCUCCACCUGGACUGCUUUCUUUUGCUUUUUUAUUGCUUUUUUUAAGGAAAUCUUUUUUAUUGCUUUCCUUUUUAUUUCAGGGAGGAUAUCAAACCAUUUUUUUUUCUUUUGAGCCGUCUCCUCCACCUCAAUUUCCACCAUCAGAGACUGGGAUUUUUUUUUUAUCCAUGAAGAGGAACAGGAAAAGAGAGGCGGGACAAUAACGAACACGAAAAGGUUUAGAGGCAGUUCCCAAACACUCAUCAUACGUGGGCUUGUUUUUAUAUCAAAAUAUAUUUAAAGGAUUAAAAAAA
Molecule: messenger RNA, 1872 nt
Organism: Notothenia coriiceps (black rockcod)
Lineage: Eukaryota; Metazoa; Chordata; Actinopteri; Perciformes; Nototheniidae
Product: tyrosine-protein kinase CSK-like
Exons: 4
Biological process (GO): cell surface receptor protein tyrosine kinase signaling pathway; multicellular organism development; positive regulation of kinase activity
Cellular component (GO): signaling receptor complex; plasma membrane
Molecular function (GO): ATP binding; transmembrane receptor protein tyrosine kinase activity
Source: RefSeq, a predicted model, not a curated record